Messenger RNA from Plasmodium gonderi, 390 nucleotides. Its product is annotated as vacuolar ATP synthase subunit f. The record is from RefSeq and is a predicted model, not a curated record. The transcript is spliced from 4 exons. Gene Ontology annotation, molecular function: proton-transporting ATPase activity, rotational mechanism. NCBI's taxonomy places the organism in Eukaryota, Apicomplexa, Aconoidasida, Haemosporida, Plasmodiidae. Gene Ontology annotation, biological process: proton transmembrane transport. Bases 1 to 390 code for a protein of 129 amino acids. Gene Ontology annotation, cellular component: proton-transporting V-type ATPase, V1 domain; membrane.
AUGACAUCGAGAAGACAUAAGUUUUUUAAUGAAACAGAUUUAAAGAUAUACAUCAUAGGGGAUGAGGAUUCUGUAGUGGGAUUCUUACUAGCUGGCAUAGGCUUUCGGGAUGGGUUGGGAAAAAAAAAUUUCUUCAUCGUGAAUUCAAAAACAAACAAAACCGAAAUCGAGGAAGUGUUCAAGGAAUACACCUCAAAAAACGAUUGUGGAGUUUUAUUGAUGAAUCAGCAGAUUGCCGAUGAAAUUAGACACUUAGUUGACUUACAUGACAAAAUUCUACCAACUGUAUUGGAAAUUCCAUCAAAAGAUAAACCUUUUGAUCCCAAUAAAGAUUCUAUUAUUCAAAGGGUUAAGCUUUUUUUUGGGGGGGAUAUUUCACACUUAAAAUGA